Molecule: messenger RNA, 2637 nt
Organism: Carassius auratus (goldfish)
Lineage: Eukaryota; Metazoa; Chordata; Actinopteri; Cypriniformes; Cyprinidae
Product: deleted in autism protein 1 homolog
Exons: 4
Coding region: 670-1959 (429 amino acids)
Source: RefSeq, a predicted model, not a curated record
CGGUGUUGGAAAGAGUCGGUCGAUGUGGAUCAUUGUUAGUGCUGGAGACCAGCAGCAGUGUGUGUGUGUGUGUGUGAGAGUGAGUCUCGAUCAGAGUCCUGCUCUCGACAGCUCUGGAUAAAAACGAGAGUCCUGCUCCAGAAGCCUUGCAUAUAGAAACUGCCGAUUCAUAUAAGAGAUUGUGAAUUAGAGGCUUAGCACUGUUUAUGUGUUUGGCUAGGUUGCUAACUGGCUGGUGUCCUAAUGGAUAGAGCGUCUGAGUUUGAUGUGAGUAUGUGAGCCGCUGAGCGUCUGGGAAACAAUGUUUCUUGUGUUUGUUUUGUCGGAGCGUCUCGCGCUCCAGAGUAACAGCAGCGCGAGCGCUCCAGCCCGAGCAAUGAUUCAAAGCAACCGAUCCAGAGACUCUCUCCUUAAGGACUGACUGAAGAAACUCUCUCAGACCAGCUUCUAUGUGCAUCAGCACUGUGCACUGAAGAGCAAUGCCUAUGAGAAUGUCUUAGUCCAGCAAGCACUUGCAAGGGGGGACUCUGCUGGUUUUUCCCCCUUUGGGAACUUUAGUUGAUAAGCCAACACUAGUGAUGGAGAUCCAUUGACUCCUGUCCUUGACACUAUCUAUUGCCCUUUCCCCCUUUACCCUUUACCCCUGCCUGGCCUGGCUAGUGCACGAACAUGCUGCGCUUCCUUCCCCUCAAGCUUGGCCGUUUGUACCGGUGUCUGAAACUUAUUUUUGUCAUUGGCCUGUUUGUUAUCUUGCUGAUGAACACGCACAACCUCUUAGCCUCUUUCCAAAAGAAUGAACUUACCGAUCGCAGGUUCAUCAGCCUCAACAAGUGCCCAGCCUGCUUUGGCACCAGCUGGUGUCGCAAGUUCAUGAAUGGACAGAUAUCUUUCGAGACAUGGGGUCGCCUUCGCUUCCUGGAUGUCUUCAAUGUGAAAAACGUUUUCUUUGCCCAGUACGGGGAGCCUCGUGAGGGUACACGGAGGAUUGUACUCAAGCGUUUGGGUUCCAACCAAGAGCUUACUGAUAUUGACCAGAAGAUUUGCAAGCGAGCAACGGGCCGAACUCGUUGUGAUCUUAUCCAGGCCAUGUACAAGACAGAGUUUGCCCGACUUAAUGGGGACGUCAGACUCCUAACCCCAGACGUUGUGGAAGGCUGGUCAGACCUUGUUCAUUGUCCGUCCCAAAGACUGCUGGACAGAAUAGUCAGGAGGUAUGCUGAGACAAAGGACUCUGGAAGCUUCCUUCUGAAGAACCUUAAGGACACAGAAAGGAUGCAGCUGUUGAUGACAUUGGCUUUCAAUCCAGAGCCCUUAGUGCUUCAGAGUUUCCCAUCAGACGAAGGCUGGCCAUUUGCGAAGUACCUGGGUGCAUGCGGGCGGAUGGUGGCGGUGAACUACGUGGGAGAGGAGCUGUGGAGUUUCUUCAAUGCGCCCUGGCAAAAGAGAGUAGACCUGGCCAAGCAAUUGAUGGACAUUGCAGAGCAGCUUACUAACAACGACUUCGACUUUGCUCUCUAUCUGUUGGACGUUAGCUUCGAUAACUUCGCCGUGGGCCCGCGGGACGGGAAGGUCAUUGUUGUGGAUGCGGAGAAUGUUGUGGUGGCCGACAAGAGGUUGAUCAAACAGAAUAAGCCUGAGAACUACGACGUCUGGUAUGAGAGCAAGUUUGAGGAGUGUGACAAGGAGGCCUGUCUUUCCUUCUCUAAAGACACGAUGUGCUCACGGGUCACAGUGGACCACAACUAUUACGCCAUAUGUCAGAAUCUACUUUCACGAUAUGCUGUGUGGCGGGGCAGCUCCGGCGGACUUCUUCACGACCCCCCGCCACACAUAGCCAAAGACGGCCAGCUCAAAGUGCUGUUGGACGAAUGCGCCAACCCUAAAAAGCGAUACGGCCGCUUCCAGGCAGCUAAAGAUCUGCGCGAGUACUUAACCCAGCUAAGCAGUACCGCUAGGUAAUGACCGCCCAUCCCUGGCCAACAGGGCUAUGCAAUUAAUCACAUGCGAUUGUCAUGCGCAUCUUGUUUGUGUGAAAGUGAAAAAAAGACGGUUCUGUGAUUAGUAGUAAAUCUCUAUCACCUGCUUUCAGAUGGAGCGUCAUUCUAUACACCGAGGCGUAGUUCACUGACAAGCUAUGUAAUAUUGAGUUCAUUAUCGCAGGCGAUUUGAUCUGCGUUAAUGAACGUGAUAUUUCCUGAUUGUCAGUGAACUACUGCUCUAUGUAUUAAAUGCCGCUCCAUCUGAAAGCAGGUGAUAGAGAUUUACUAAUAAUCACGGAACUGGCAUUACUGACGAGAUGUGCAUGACAAUCGCAUGUGAUAAAUUGCACAGCCCUAAUGUCCGAUGAAAUCUUCAGGCUUUGAGGAUCCCGGUUUGAAGGUUUGACGAAGCUUCAGUCUCAAACCAGUCGUCCUUCACUGCAUUCUGUUAUGUGUACAUUUUAUUUUGCCUACGUUAAUGUUUAAAUUAUUGAAAUGUCUUGAGUUCAUUGCUUUUAUUCAGUGGUUUAUUUUGCAAUAAAGGCAGCAGUUAGGUCACCAUUGUCAAAAUCCUCCGGUUUCUCGCUGGAGGCUUAGUUGAAAAAUGGCGACCCUCAUAAAGGCAGCUGGGAACGUUAGUCCACGAGCAUUAACUCUG